Molecule: messenger RNA, 2472 nt
Organism: Coccinella septempunctata (seven-spotted ladybird)
Lineage: Eukaryota; Metazoa; Arthropoda; Insecta; Coleoptera; Coccinellidae
Gene: wkd
Product: TBC1 domain family member whacked
Exons: 3
Coding region: 284-1360 (358 amino acids)
Source: RefSeq, a predicted model, not a curated record
AUAUCGCAAUUUGUCAAUUGAUUUGGCUCGCCCCUUAAGUGAUCAUUAUUAGUCGUUUAAUUAAUUUUUUCACGUCUUAAUUACAUAUUUACAUUCUCUGAGCGUACUCUAAUGUGAAAUUAAUGGGUUUUUCGUCUAUUUUCGAAGGUGCGACUGUAGGAAUGACGUGAAAUGUAGAGAACUCUACGGAGGAAGUGUUGUUUAUCUUGUGUAAAUAAUGUUUUCCGAUGUAUAUUUAUCAAGGGAUAUUUGACUAUGUUAGAAUUUCGUAAAAUUUGAAACAAUGGCAUCGUCUUUCAACGCAGAUGCUGUCAGUACUUGCAGUGAAGCUAGUACUUUAGUUGAUGGGAGUGUUAUAUCAAAUGUACCUGAUAGACAUGGAUUUCUUGGAGGUACACAAUACUCCUCUGAACCUAGGCAAGGUCCACCACCAGAAACAGUAUUACGUCGGGAGAAAAAAUGGUUGAAAAUGUUGUCUUUAUGGAAUUUUUACAUGGAUAAAAACUAUGCUAAAGUAAGGGAGAGAUGUCGCAAAGGCAUUCCAAUGUCGAUAAGGCCUAGAGCUUGGCUGUAUUUAUGCGGUGGUCGUAUUCUGAUGGAAAAAUUUCCAAAUAAAUAUGAAGACUGCUUAAGGGACAAAGGUGAUCAAAAAUGUCUUGAUGAAAUCAGAAGAGAUCUUCAUCGACAGUUUCCCACUCAUGAAAUGUUCAGUUCUGAAGAAAAGCCUGGACAACAAGAACUCUUUCACGUUCUGAAAGCAUACACAGUUCAGAACCCCAAAAUGGGUUAUUGUCAGGCUCAGGCUCCGAUUGCAGCAUUCCUCCUAAUGCACAUGCCUGCUGAGCAAGCGUUCUGGUGUUUAGUGAGCAUAUCUGACAAAUAUUUAGAGAAUUAUUAUAGUCCUGCGAUGGAAGUCAUCCAGAGAGACGCUUUGAUUCUACAAGGUCUAUUGAAAAGAGUAUGUCGCCCCGCUUAUAAACACCUGAAAAAAGUAGGCGCCGAACCAAUGUUGUAUUGUACUGAAUGGUUUUUGUGUGUGUUCACGAGGACAUUACCUUGGGACACAUUGCUCAGGGUUUGGGAUGUUUUUCUAUGCGAAGGAGUUAAAAUUCUAUUUAAAACAGCUUUAGUUAUAAUAAUAGGAUGUUUGGGAACGACAAAGUCCAGAAAAAAUGCCGCUGGACUUUGCGAAACCCUAGACCUACUCAGAAAUCCUCCGGAGGAAAUACUACUGGAGGAAAACCUUAUAUAUAACAUUAACCAGUUGCCAUUGACGGAAAAAGACUUUGCGAGCGAACAUCAGGCCCAAACGUUGAAAAUGAAAGCGGACAAAAAUGGAAACGGGGCCGGUAAAAGAUAGCGAAUUCCUUGGUUCUUGAACUUGCUAGUUUGUGGUACGAACAGCCGUGUAGUUCCAAGGUCAGAUAUUUAAAUAUUUCAAUGUUCAAAAUGAAAAAGUAUUCAAUAAAAAGUGAUUAUCUGAUAAUGAAGUGCAACAAAUCAAAAAGAUACAUAUAGGACGCAAAUCAAAUAUAUUAUUAUUUAGAGUUCUGUUUAUAGACUGUAUUUUCAUUCCAUUUUAGAACUUUUUUAUCCUUUACAAGAACUGAAUUUGAAUGGGAUCAUUCAAAUUUUUCGGCCAUCAAAAUGUAUCAUUCCUAUUUUUAUAUUUGAUAUAAAUAACAAGGUAAUAGAUAUUGUUGUCAAUUUUUGACAUUGUAUAUUGGUUUUUUUUGAUUGCUUAUUUGUGGAGCUCAUAUUGGGGCUCCAGUUAAAAGGCAUCUAUUUUAUUGAUUUUGUCGAAAAUUUACGAUGAAAAAACCUUGUCAGUAUUCCGCUUCAUCACAAAUUAUUCAAUGACUGAAGAGAAAUUGCUUUAAGGAAAGUUCCGUCAUGUUUAUCAAUUACUUAAACUUCUGUAUUGAAUAAAAAUAUUCAGUUAAGAAAAAGCUUGUUUUGCUUUAUCUGAAAAAUGUUACUUUGUUAGGCAUACUAAUUUAUUAUUUGUUGUUUUUCUGACUAAUCUCUAGUUCAUUAUCAUUUAAUGAUACUGAUUAUAUUUAUCGGUGUUGUGCAAUUUUAUUCCCUAAUGAAAGAUAUUGGAUUUCUAAACUUUUAUGUGUUUUCGAACCAGAUAAGCAAUUUAAUGACAAGAAAUUAUGUUUUUGACCAUUUGAAUGAGCAUAUAAAAUAAUUCCUGUUCUUAGAUUGUUAAAAAUUAAUGCCAAUUUUAUAAUGUGAUAAUCUGGGAAUUGCCGGUGGUUAUUGACGUUACAGAAGAAAAAUUAUGUAAGGGGAAGUUAAAUUUAUAUGAUGUUUGUACUGAAUUUAUGUAGCACUUUGGAAUUUCUAGUCUGAGGUGCAGAAUGUUCGGUUUAGUUUAAGAAUUGAAGAGUAUUAUAUUUUGUAUAAUCAGUGAAUGUUGAAUAUUUUCAAUUUUGUAUUUAAUCAGUCAAUAAAGUAUCAAUUGUU